CGCGGCGCCUCUGGGAAAAAUCAAAACAAACAGCUGUGGUGGGACACGUUAGCACGACACUGUUGCUACCCUGUACCUGUACAUCACCAGAGUCACCACCUGAGAGCUUCAUCAUGUCGAAUAUGGAGAAACAUUUAUUCAACCUGAAGUUUGCUGCCAAAGAGCUACAGCGCAAUUCCAAAAAAUGUGACAAAGAAGAGAGGGCAGAGAAGUCUAAAGUGAAGCAGGCAAUCCAGAAGGGUAACAUGGAGGCAGCCCGGAUCCACGCAGAGAACGCCAUCCGCCAGAAGCAUCAGUCCAUUAACUUCUUGAGGAUGAGUGCUCGUGUGGAUGCUGUAGCGUCCAGGGUCCAGACAGCCGUAACUAUGAACCAGGUGUCUAAAUCCAUGUCUGGAGUGGUCAAGUCCAUGGACGCUACACUGAAGAGCAUGAACCUGGAGAAGAUCUCAGCAUUAAUGGACAAGUUUGAAAACCAGUUUGAGACUCUUGAUGUGCAAACAGCUCAGAUGGAAGAGACGAUGGGGAACACGACCACUCUGACCACACCUCAGAAUGAAGUGGACAUGCUGUUACAUGAGAUGGCUGAUGAAGCAGGCUUGGAUCUGAACCUGGAGCUCCCUCCAGGCCAGACGACCUCACUGGCUUCAUCUGUGGCAUCAGUAGAGCAGGAUGAGCUCUCGCAGAGACUGUCCAGACUGCGUGACCAGGUGCGAUAACGCUGUUAAAAUGAGCAGGAGGUUGAAGAAUCCUACCUCAGCCUCGGCACAUGUAGCCCCUCCAGAAUAAUAUUUAUUUUGCAUAUCAAUGGUUAAUAUUUAUUCAGAAUAUGGGACUCUUGUCUAAUACUUAAUACCUCAUUGCAACUGGUUGUGUGCGUUUUGUGGAUUUUUAUUUAUUUGUAUCAUUUUUUGACUGGCUGACUGGAUAUCGCUAAAAGCAGCUGCAUGACUGAGGAUAUAUGAACUAUUAUUGUUGCCUUGUAUCAGUAUUGCUCCCAGUUCUGGCUGCAUGGCUGAAACCCAAAUAUGUACAUAUGUGAUAUAUUUUGCUGUAAAAGAGGUUCAAUUAGGGCUGGGUGAUCUGAACAAAAACCAUGAUUAAAAUAUUUAAGUGACUACCAGUCAUUAUCAUGAUGAAUAUCAUUCAUUCAUUCAUUUAUUUGUUUCGAGCAUAAGAAAAACCCCCCAAAACAUUUUAGGUGUACAAGGAGCCAAUAGCAAAGCAAAUACAUUUAUAAGUAAAGGUGAUCAAGACAAUAUAGCAAUUCCCAUGUACACUAUUAAUAACAAAAUAAAUUCAGUGUGUACUGCUCAACUUUAAGCUUUAACGGCUGAUUUUUGAUUAAGCUUUGUGUUUGUUGUGUGUUUACUAUUUGUGAAGGACACAACAAGAUAAAGACAGUGCAACUACGUCAAAGCAACGUAAAAGUCAGAACAAAACAAAAAAAGACACAAGACAAAAGCCUAAAAAAUGCAACAGGAAGAAAAUGGGACAAAAACAUGUAACCAAUAAAAAAAUAACAUAAAAGAUGUAACAAGAUGGAAAUGAUGUAAAGGACACAACAAUGCAAAAGAUAAGGACAAAAGAUGCAACACGUGCAAAGCACCAUAAUGUAAUAAGAUGAAAAUGAUGCAACAACGUAUAUAAUAAAUAUCCAACAACAUAAAAACGACACAAAAAGAUUAAAACAAUUGUAAAGACAGAGCAAGACAACAGUGAUGCAAAAAGCAAAACCAUCAUAAGGAUGCAACGAGAUGAGGCAAUAAGAUCAAAAGGAUAUAAAAAGUAAAAAAAAAACAACACAA
Sphaeramia orbicularis (orbiculate cardinalfish) is the source of this 1805-nucleotide messenger RNA. RefSeq names its product charged multivesicular body protein 1b-like. The transcript is spliced from 8 exons. The record is from RefSeq and is a predicted model, not a curated record. NCBI's taxonomy places the organism in Eukaryota, Metazoa, Chordata, Actinopteri, Kurtiformes, Apogonidae. Bases 114 to 716 code for a protein of 200 amino acids. Gene Ontology annotation, biological process: vacuolar transport.